GCGUGAGCAUGAGUGGCCUCGCCGCGCAUAGUGCUAUGGCUCCUCCGGCAACGCAGAGAGGCAGUGCGCGAGCUGCGCGAAAGGACUCCACGGGGACAAGUCAGCUGCCCGCGCCGUGCAGUGGCUCACCGUCAAGGCAGUCGCUGGCGGCUGAAGUUGCUGCUGCCGCCCGCUGACUGGCGCUCUGGCUCGGUGCUUUUCUGCCGUGUGCUCAGCGCCCGUCAGCCUCACGGAGUGAACAUUUUCACCACCCGACACAGGCUGCCCUAGCCUCAAGGGCCCCAUAUGCGUCCCCACUUGCCGUGCACCUCGCUCACACGCAACCCAUGGCAUACGCUCUCGCUCCGUCUGCCGCUGCCCUUCCCUUGACCACGCCCACCCCCGCAGCCCUCUCCACCCCGUCCCAGGCGCAGUCCACGGCCCUCACCGCCCCGCCUGGCAGCGGCUCCUCCACCAACACCUUCCUCAUGUCUGCGAGCCCGGUGCGCGGUCGCAAGAGCAUGGGCGAUGGCUACAAGCCCAAGAUGAUCUCCACAAUCGGCGCCAAGCCCGCCUGUCUCGUCAAUGCCUCGGUCACAUACGUCGGCGACGACCAAAUCUACGCGUUUGGCGGCUUCGACCAGUUCACAGACGAAGUCUAUAACCACGUCUUGCGCCUGAACCUGGUCACGCGACAGUGGAACCUCGUCGACAACUAUGGCGACAUCCCGGGCGUGCGCAUGGGCCACACGGCGUGUCUCUGGCAGGGCAGCAAGCUGCUCGUCUUUGGUGGAGAGAACGAGCAUCGCCAACAUCUCGCGGACGUAAUAGUAUUCGACCUCAAGACGGCAAACUGGACCCAGCCUGAGCUGCACGGCGUGAUUCCGCGCGGACGCGCUCGACACUCGGCCGUGAUCCACGACGACAAGCUCUACAUCAGCGGUGGACAGACCGGCCACGACAGCGUGCUGGACGACAUCUGCUACCUCGACCUCAAGACCUGGACCUGGUCGCGCUCAUGGCGCUUUGUUCCGCGCUACGACCACGCCAGCUGGAUCUCGAAUGGCCGCAUCUGGAUCUUCGGUGGAAUUAACGAUGACUUGGAGAAGAACAACGAGAUCUGGUGGCUCGAUCUGCGCGGCAGCCCGGAGUUUGACAACGCCAUGAAGUACGGCACGGGCGACCGCCAACUGACUUCGUCGCGACAACGGUCCCAGGCGCCUGCCUCUGGACACCUUGCUGCGACCGGUAGUACCGGCUACACGGCCAACUCCAGCGUACAGUCGUACCACACCAUGAGCUCUAGCAGAUCGCCCUACGUCGCGCCAGGCUCCAUCUCCUCCCUCAAGUUCCAUUCAAGUCCGAAUCUUCCGUCCCAAGCGUCUGGCACGCAUUUCCACGUCUUCUCGUCUGGCUGUCUCCUUGACUUUGUAACGCCAGCGGAACUCAACUGCGAAACCAGCCUGUCCAGUCUGGAGCUGGACACUCUUCGAUGGCAAAAGAUUGCAGACGGCAAGGAGCUCUACAGCCCCAACUACCGCUGGCAUUACUGCACAACCAACCCUGAAGGAACGCACGCAUGGCUGCUGGGUAGCCCUGUUGAGACGACAGCGGACGGCACACACAACAGCGAGUACCUCAGCGAUGUGCUUGCGAUUGAUCUGCGCAAGUUUGGCAUCUUGGGUAACGAGCUUGCUUCUGACGCGCGGUCGAAGACGAUGCCAUCAUCAGACGCCAAUGUCUCGUCGCAUCUUACCGGUAUAGGUGCUGAUCUGUCCACGACCUUUGACCAGCCACCUGAGACCAUGAGUGGCGCAGACUUCGUCAUCACCGCAGAUGCAGAUGACGGCAAUGACGUUGGCACAGAGCCUUGGACGGAUGGAACUUCUGUCUCGAAACCAAUCCACGUGCACAAGUUCAUCCUACAUGCACGAUGGCCGCACUUUGCUAGGCUGUGGGCCGCUCAGAUGUCCGAGUUCCAUUCCAAGAAGAUGCACAUCCCAGAGCCAUAUCCAGCGGUCCGCGCCUUCCUGUUCUACCUCUACACCGACAGCAUCGCACAGAACCCGUCGAACGGCCCCACGCUCCCCGAUGUAGCUGGUAUGCUCGUUAUGGCCAACAUCUACGACAUGCCUCGUCUCCGCCUCUUGUGUGUCAAUCGUCUGGCCCGCGAGCUUGACAUUGAACACGCUGCGACCAUCUGGGAACGCGCUGCUACUGCAGGUGAAGAGUGGCUUAAGCAGCGAGCCGCGGCUUUCUGUAUGCAGAACUUUGGGCGGAUCGUCCGCACGGCUGGCUUCAAGAACCUACCCGCAGACAGUCUAAUCGAGCUCUGCAACGAAGCCACGCCCGAAUCGCGUAUUGUUGGUGCCGAAGAGCUGGAGCUGCUUGGCCAGAGUCGCUUCGGCAAUGCGAGCAAUCGCAAGAGGAGCCUAGGCAGCGCCGGCGUGCUGACUGCAGGCGAAGAGGAGGGCGAUGAGGACGUGGAAGACGAUGGCAUGGACGUCAACUAGGGGACAGUCAGUGUAUUCAUGGCGGCUUGGAUGCACCACUAAUCUGGCAGGUGCACGGUAGAGGACGGCACUCUGAUAUCAUCACAGCAUUUCGGCGCGGCGCUUGGUUGUCUACUGGGAAGGAACGUGUCAAUUAGCGUGACGACGCAUUUCAUAGGAGUUUGGAUACCGCGCUGUCAGUCUACAGCAUCUCACAUAGUCCAAGGCGAGCUUCAUACUCGUUCUAAACAUCGCAGUCUCACUCUUCUGGUCCCGUGCCCGCCCCUUAUUACGCCCCACGCUCCCCUCAGAGUGCCUCGUUUGCCUACCGCGAAUACACUCACACACCCCGCCACAAACGAUACAGCUCCUACUCGAAAAUACAACGCCGACCAUGAGGAAACCGUCCUCGUUGGCUUUGUGGCACUC
Messenger RNA from Didymella exigua CBS 183.55, 2900 nucleotides. Its product is annotated as kelch repeat protein. The record is from RefSeq and is a predicted model, not a curated record. Gene Ontology annotation, molecular function: protein binding. NCBI's taxonomy places the organism in Eukaryota, Fungi, Ascomycota, Dothideomycetes, Pleosporales, Didymellaceae. The transcript is spliced from 2 exons. Bases 327 to 2492 code for a protein of 721 amino acids.